UCCAAGGCUCUGUGUGAGGUGAGCUCAUUAGCUUAUAAGAGGGAGCAGUUGUCCCGAGGAGAUUUCGCCUCCGUCUCGUUGUAUAUCUUCAGCAACCAUCACUCGUUUGGCUUCUCUUUUGCACACUCCUUUGAACUUCAGUCUCUGCAGCUGCUGCCUCCCGGGUCUAUCGUUUUCCACACAGACAACAAAUUGCUCGCCAUGAUGUAUUACCACCGUGCACUGAUUCUCUUGCUUACCAGCAGUCUUGCCAGUGCACAGCUUCCUCCUAACAUUCCACAGUGCUCUUUGAACUGCUUCAUCACCGCGUUCCAGAGCGACGGAUGCUCGAACCUUCUAGACUUCGCCUGUCAUUGCGCGAAGCCAGAGGUAGUGCAGAAAGUGACUCCGUGUGUGCAAAAGGCGUGCAGUGCUGCUGAUCAGAGCGUCGUGCGCAGCGUGGUCAUUCAACAAUGUUCCGCAGCCGGCCACCCCAUAACGCUACCCCCGGCCGCUGGCGUCGACACCUCCACCACCCAGCCGCAGCCCACUGUCCCCAGCACAAGCAGCACCACCCAGCCUGAACCUCAACCCACCAGCACCGCCGCCAUGAGCCUCCCCACCAUCUCGUCAGCCGGCACGCCCUCUACACCCCAGUCGACGCCUGGACCUGCAGCCUCUUCGACCGCAUCCCGGGCCGCCUCCUCGUCCCUCAUCCAAGGUUCGAGUACUCCGGGGGCAUCGUCCUCAUCCCACGCCGCCUCCCCUAGCACCCCGCUCGCCACCGGCGUUGGCUCUCACGCUGAAGCAAACGUGCUAGGCGCUGCUCUUGCGGCUGCUGCGGCUGUUCUCCUGUGAAGUGGUGUGGUUAGGUGCCGGUGUGGUGCCCGGGAUGGCAUACAAACCAAUGAACCACACGGGUAGAAUGGGUACGGCACGACGACCAUAACCAAGAAACAGGGGAUCAUGUCGGUAAAAUGACUAUCCAGCUGAGUGCGUAGUUUUACGCGUGCUGCUUUUGUUGCUUCGUUUCUCCCUGCUUCGGCAGUUUGAUCUUCUUUAUUUACCUGUUCUUUUUAAAAAAUCCAGCCUGAUGGGAAUUUGAGUUUGCGG
This is a messenger RNA of Aspergillus saccharolyticus JOP 1030-1, 1092 nucleotides long. RefSeq lists its product as uncharacterized. The record is from RefSeq and is a predicted model, not a curated record. Lineage: Eukaryota; Fungi; Ascomycota; Eurotiomycetes; Eurotiales; Aspergillaceae. The coding region runs from base 202 to 837 and encodes 211 amino acids. The transcript has 3 exons.